This is a messenger RNA of Vespa velutina, 4292 nucleotides long. RefSeq names its product solute carrier family 2, facilitated glucose transporter member 5-like. The record is from RefSeq and is a predicted model, not a curated record. The transcript is spliced from 8 exons. Bases 952 to 2226 code for a protein of 424 amino acids. Lineage: Eukaryota; Metazoa; Arthropoda; Insecta; Hymenoptera; Vespidae. Gene Ontology annotation, molecular function: hexose transmembrane transporter activity. Gene Ontology annotation, cellular component: membrane. Gene Ontology annotation, biological process: monosaccharide transmembrane transport.
UCCAGUAUUAAAGAGUAUAGAAAUUGCAAUAUUAGGAUUAAAACAGUAUUGUUAUAUAUGUAUUGCUCUCUCAUGAAAGCUUUCAUUCAUUUCAUAAAAAUCUGAAAAUAUUUCAUCAUUUGCGUUCAAAACGCACGCCUAUUUAAUAUAUUUAUAAAAAUAAUAAGAAUAAAAUUUAUGUGAUCUUCGUAAAUGGUUUCAUCUGUUCUAACCUUAAAGUAUCAUUAUAGCCGAUUAGUAACAUGUAUCUGGAUAUAAGUGAUACUAUUGAUAAUAUUGCUGAAGAGUCUUCUUUCUUGUAUAACGUAUUAAUUAUUGCUAAAAAUAAUUAUUGCAAAAUUGAAACACAUAAAUAAUUAAAUGUGCUUAACGAAAUGCAUCCUUCAUUCAUGUUUUCAUAUUAAAACACGAAUACAAUUAAAUCCAAAUAACUUUAAUUAUUUACAUUGUAGACAUUCAUUUUAUAGAAAAUUGUUUGUAAGAAUUUGUUUAAAUUUAUUGGUGAAAGAUAUGUUCUAUAUGCAGCCUAAUAUAUUUCUUGUUUUUAUAAUUUUAUUUAUAACUGAUGUAAUUUGGUAAAAUGAUUAAAUAUUAAUAGAUUGGAAAGUUUCCAGGUAUUUCUACAAUGUGUGGUAUUUUUGAGUUUUAUUCCAUCAUACCAUCCCUGGCUUAUCUAUUUUCUCUCAGUGAUUGGUCUUCAAGGGUGCAACAUAUUGCUCUACAUAUUGCUUGUGAUACUUAUUUAUUCUAGCGAAAGAAGAAAAUGAAAUUGAUCCUGAAUCAGGUAAAUGGACCCCUUUAUUGGUCUUGGCAGGAGCUACAAGUUGUCUGGGUUCCACGUUACCAGCUGGAUACAGCUUAGGUGUAUUAAACAAUCCUGCAGAGAUAAUUCAGAACUUUUGCAAUCAAAGUAUUAUCGAAAGAUAUGACAUACAAUUGACUCAUAACGAGAUGAUGAUAUUAUGGGCUACCAUAGUAUCAAUAUUUUUAAUUGGUGGAGUAACUGGAUCUUUGGUAGCAAGUUGGUUAGCGGAUAGAUUCGGAAGAAAGGGAGCAUUGAUGACUGGAAAUGUACUUGGAAUCUUAGGUGCUAUUCUCUUUCUCCUUGUACCAACAUUAAAUUCUGUUGAAUUGUUACUUAUAGGCAGAAUAUUUGUUGGUCUGUCAGGAGGAUUAGCUACUAGUUUAUUACCUAUGUAUAUGACAGAAAUAGCACCUCUUAAAUUAAGAGGUGCUGUUGGAGUACUAUGUCAAUUAGGCAUCACAUGUGGUGUGUUUCUUGGACAAAUUGCAGGGCUUGAUACAAUGUUAGGUACUGAAGAAAGUUGGCAUAUCAUGUUAGCAGGAUUUUCACUUUUAUGUGCAAUUGCGCUACUUCUUACCUUUGCACUGCCAGAAAGUCCAAAAUAUUUAUACAUAAUUAAGGAACAACAGAGUAAAGCUCUUAAAGAGUUAAGUCGUCUACGUAAUAUGGAUAUUAUGUUAUUACAAAACGAAGUUGCUGGUUUACAACACGAAUUCGUGGCCAAAUCCUCGGCAGAUAAUUGGACGAUAGGUCGUAUAUUAAAAGAGCGCAGUGUUAGAUUACCUUUACUCCUAGUAUGUUCUCUUCAAUUUGGCCAACAAUUAACUGGUAUAAGUGCAGUAUUUUACUAUUCGAGUUCGAUAUUUAAAGAUGCAGGAUUAGGAACUACUGGAUCACAAUAUGCUACUCUUGGAACUGGCUUCGCUAAUAUUGCUAUGGCUGUGAUAUCUGUUCCUGUUAUGUCAUUAUUUCAUAGACGAAUUGUGUUAUUAAGUAGUUGUUAUUUGUCUAUCGGAUGUCUCAUUGUUUUAUGUACUUCCAUAGCUUUAAUCCAUACAGUUUCAUUUAUGCCAUGGGUAUGCAUAAUGGCAGUAAUGUUUUAUGUCAUCGUUUAUGGUAUUGGCCUUGGUCCAAUUCCUUUUUUUAUUGGGUCAGAAUUGUUUGAUGUUGGACCCAGACCUGUUGCAAUGUCUCUUGGAAGUGUUUGUAAUUGGGGUGGUAAUUUUAUUGUUGGAAUGUUAUUUCCAACGAUGCAAGAAUUACUCGGCCCUUACACCUUUCUUAUCUUUACAGGAUGUAUUUUACUUCUAGCACAAUUUGUUGGAUUUUAUUUGCCAGAAACACAAGGUAGAAGUACUAUGGAAGUUGCAGCAUCCAUUACGCAAGGAUUGAAAUCAAGGCCAAAUGCAAAGUCCGCUUAGAUAGUAAAUUUCUAAAAUAUUUGAACGUGAUGAUUAAUAAAAAAAAGACGAUCUAUGUUAUAAAUGGUUUACUCCAUAAUCGAUAACGUUACGGAUAAAGUAAAGUGUUAUAAAAAGCAAUCAUGAAGGCAGUGGAAUCAUAAUUUAUUUGCGUGUUAUAUCAUUUGUUUUAUAUACGAAUUGUUUAAUUUUUAACGGAAAAAAUUAACUUAUUUUAAUUGUAUAUAUUUACAUGAACAUGUACACAAUCUACAUUCCCAUUGUAUCCAGUACAAUGGAUUAUUUAUAUAAAUUUAAUACGUUUUACGUUCUCAUACCGUCAUACAAUUGAUCUAAUUUCUUAUAGAAUACUAAACAUAAAACUGUGUGUGGUGCUAUUCUCAUCCACGUUGGAAAAGUUCCUUUAUAUAAGCCGUAUAAACCUUCUGUUCGCAUUAUUUUAACCAAAGCGUCGUAGAGCCCAUUAUAGAGCUCACCUUUUCCACCUUGUGUUGCUCCUGUAAAAUUCAAAAAUGAUCAACCAUAAUUGUAAUGGAAUGAAAGUGCAUACAUGUACGUGCUUACUUUGAUUGUACAAUCUUGUUGCCAAUACGUCAAAAGGUUGCAUAGUGACAGCUACACAUGAUCCACCGAUUAACGAAGAAACGAAAGUUAAAGUUAUAGGAUAAUCUGUAAGUAUCUGAAAACGCAAAAAAAAAUCAUUACACCUGACAUGACUUACAAUUGACAUGACUUCGCCAUACGAUUGCCCAUUUAAAUAAUACACUUACAUUCCAAGAACGUAACAAAUCUGAGACCAAACUGAACGUAGUUAACUGCGUAGACGAUCCAAUAAAUAAUCUAGGUAUAUUAGCAUACCAACCACGAUAUAGCGCUGUUAUGCCACCUUGCUUCCAAAGUUUAAUAAAUGCUGACAACGUUCCUGUAUGACCGUGUUGAUAACCAACGGCAAUAGAUUGCGCGGAUUGAGCUUGAAUUUGUGUCUUGACCUGACAUCAAGAUUUUAAUUGAUUAGAAUAAAUUCUUUGGUAAUUUAUCAUUAUGAACGUGUGAUGAUUCGUGAUGAAAUAAAAGAAAGAAUAUUAUUUCAAUUGGAUACAAUUGUAAUCUCAAAAUGAUUAUUUCUUAUUACUGAUCAUCAACUAACUUUAACGUGAUAAUCGUAGAAAUCUAGGAGCUGAAUUUUGCACAUAUUUCCAAUAUAUUACCAAGUAAAAUGGACUACCGAGAACGCCCCCUAAGCAACCAGACAAUCCUGUGAUGAGCACAGUUUUCAGGAUAUCCGUAUUUCCUUUACUAUCCAGUAUGAAACCAUACUUUGUUGCGGUGUUAUAAACACCUAAUCGUAUACCAUUGAGAACGACCUGAAAAUAUAACGCUGGUGCAAUACCAGAUUGUAAAGCUAAAAUUCCUUCGUGUUUAGCUAUGAGAUAGGCAGCAUGAAACGUAUUUUUAUAUAUCUUUUUGUAAGCUCCCCUCGCUUCGAGUUCUCCUUGGAGCUGCAAUCGUAUCUUAAUAACAUCUGCUGGAUUAGUAAAUAAUCCAGCGCCCGCAGCCGAAAUUGCUCCUAUUACAAAUUCCGCUCCGAGUCUAGAAAGAAGAAAAAAAAAAAACAAAAAAAAAAAGAUAAAUAAUAACUAUGUAAAGAAAACAUAAAAACUUACAGUUACAGUAAGAAGACUUAUUAAAAAUUAAUUUAUAAACGAUCGAGAACCCGCGUUUUAAUGUGACCAAUGAACGAAUAGCCGGUUUCCCACGUUAAUCUAUUCUGAUUGGUCGUAAUAUAAGCUCGAUAUUGAACGAAAUACAACAGGGAAUCGAAUCGAAAAUAAAACCAUAGUUUGUUAUUGCAUAACCGGUGUACGUUUUCGAUCGAUUAACAAAACCACGAGUGUAUUACUCUCGUAGUUUCUAGGCUUGCCAAACGCGAAGAAGUAUAUUUUUGUAAUUCGCUCACGGUCUCUCCGUUUCGAUACUUGGUAGAGUGAGGUUUUCGGCGGUAGCCAUGUUGAAGAAUAAAAAGUUAAGUUCACUUGGAAGAUGUGUAUAUAAUGUGUAAGCCAAAC